Oreochromis niloticus (Nile tilapia) is the source of this 5420-nucleotide messenger RNA. It is a transcript of the gene col23a1a, whose product is annotated as collagen type XXIII alpha 1 chain a. Lineage: Eukaryota; Metazoa; Chordata; Actinopteri; Cichliformes; Cichlidae. Bases 392 to 2185 code for a protein of 597 amino acids. The transcript has 31 exons. The record is from RefSeq and is a predicted model, not a curated record.
UGUCAAUCCAAAGCCUCCCACGUGGUCUUCAGGGCGGGCGCAUCUCGACUAGUUGAAUGUGCAACUUUUAGGGGGGCAGUUGCACUUGCACGUGCAUGUAGGAUACUCAUCAGAAAACAGCGUCCUGGAAGUCUGGAGGCGCGUCUUCUCCGGCAUCCAGAUUACUCCCAUCUGGUGUAAACCCAGUGCGCGCUGUUGCUGCCUCUUAUUCCAGGACUAAUUUCAGUCAGCGCUUUGAACCCCGAGCGCACUCCGCUGUGGUGGAGUGUAAGUGAGUGCGUUUAGUUCGCUCUGGGAGCCUGAAUACGGUUUAUAUUUUAACAACGCCAAACACAACAAAGUAUUUUGGCCAUUUCUCUUGAGCAAGAGGACUUUGAAGUAGGAUCGCACCAUGGAUACGGUCGGCGACUCUAUCGGAGAAAGUAAGCCGGUGUGCCAGUGUACCCGCAAGUCCCGGAGCCAGCGAUGGGUGCCAGGUUUCCCCAUCGCUCUGUGCUUGCUGAUGUCGAUGAGCUCCAUCACCGUGUGUCUUCUGAUGAGCUUGAAGACCUAUCAGCUGGAGAACCGACUGCAGAUGGAGUUGGACAAGGCGUCUAUCUUCCAACACCCGAACAGGGCGUUCGUAAACGAGGAUGGGACCCUACUGUCAGAGUUGAGCGCCCCAAUAGGAAAGCUCGUGGAAGAGAAAGUGGUGGCUCUGACGCCAAAAGUGCGGCCAGCGAGGGAUGUUGGCCAAGAGUGCUCCUGUCCUCCAGGGCCUCCAGGAAAACGUGGAAGGAUGGGAAGAAGAGGGGAACCUGGGCCUCCUGGCAAGGCUGGACGGGAUGGAUACCCGGGUCCACUUGGCUUAGAUGGCAAACCAGGUCCACCAGGGCUGAAGGGAAGCCAGGGACCAGCCGGACCCAAGGGAGAAAAGGGUGACCAAGGAGACAUUGGGCCAAGGAUGGUUUUCCCCAGAACUGACCACGGCUUUCUCUCUCGAGAGCCGACCAACAGCUUUCAGAGACUCUUUCUGAAGGGUGAUCAGGGUCAGGCUGGACCCGCUGGUCCUCCCGGUCCUCCAGGUCCUCCAGGUCCCCGUGGCCCCCCUGGGAACACUGGAAAAGAUGGACCUCGUGGUCUUCCUGGAGAGCCAGGUUUUCCUGGUCGCGAUGGAGCUGAGGGGCCACAGGGACUGCCUGGGAAGCCGGGAGAAAAUGGGCAGCCUGGUUAUCCAGGACAACAGGGUCCCCCGGGGGAAAAGGGCGAGCCUGGGACUGCAGAAAAAGGAGAGCGAGGCAUGGAUGGACUUCCAGGAUUAAAGGGUGACAGAGGAGAGCAAGGACUACAGGGACCCAUGGGUUUUCCUGGUGAGAAGGGCACCCCGGGCGCUUCAGACAUCAUCGACUUCAAUGGGAAGCUUCUAGAUGCUUUGCAGGGCCCACCUGGACCACCAGGACCUCCAGGACCUCCAGGGGAAAAGGGUGAGCUCGGGUUACCUGGACCAGCAGGAGUUGACGGGGAGAAGGGACCCAAAGGUGACAUGGGUGAGGCAGGACCUCCCGGCAUGAGAGGAGAGAAAGGAGAGAUGGGUCUCUCUGGGCCUACUGGUAUGGAUGGACAGAAAGGAGAAAAAGGCGACUGCAGACUAGAUGACAACUUGGUUCAGAUGAUUUCCCAGCCAGGCCCACCUGGCCCACCAGGCCCACCGGGAGUACCUGGGCACCCUGGAUCCAUGGGGCUGCAUGGAAUGCCUGGUCCUAAGGGUGAACCAGGAGUGGGGAUACAGGGAGAGAAGGGAGACAGUGGACCUCCUGGAUCCAGAGGAUCAGAUGGCCUCCAAGGUCCACCUGGGUCUCCAGGCUUAGUGGGCCUUCCUGGUGCCAAGGGAGAAAAAGGAAGACCAGGAGAGCCUGGACUAGAUGGUUUCCCAGGCCUGAGGGGAGAAAAAGGUGAUCGAGGCGAAAAAGGAGACAAGGGUGACAGAGGAACAGUAGGGAAGAGAGGUCUAAAGGGCCAGAAGGGUGAACAAGGUCCUCCGGGUCUGGACCAGCCUUGUCCUGUGGGGUGCGAUGAGUCUAAAGAGCAGUCUGUGAGGGCAGCGCUUUCUUCCCCUGCAACUCCUCCUCUUCCUCCUUCUGGCCCUGAGGGCCCCUGUCCUCUGGGACGUGACGGGCUACCCAUACCGGGCUGCUGGCACAAGUGAUUACUAACCAGCAGCAUGGAAUCUGUACAUAUUGAUGUGGUAUAUAUUGCAACAGAAUACUAUGCCAACAACCCCACUCCCUUUUUUCCUUUUUUAUAAAAUCCUAUUAUAUAAUAUAUUGAGACUUUGAGAACAAGGACAUUUUUGGGUCUACAGUAUUAAAAAAAUGUUUAAACUCGAGAUCCGGUGUUGUUGUUGUGAAAGCAGCCGUGCUUUUGAAGAGACUGACGUGACGUGGCCGUGAGACUCUUAGUUUGGACAGUCCAGAUGUCAGUGUUGGAGUAGAGGAGUGCCUAACUAACAAAACCUGCCUUGUUGCCUGAUUGUCGUGUGCGCACUCGUCCAUUCUCACAGGAUGGAUGGAUGCUUGGACGGAUGGACGUUAUUUCGUGGCGGAUGCAAGAGUGUGUUGUCAGUACUCUCUUGUCCUCUCUCUGUUUUUAUUUUAAAAGGAGGAAAUGGCAAGGCAGAAGCUCAAACGCAAGCGUCUCUCUCAGCCCUGAAACGGUGCGGGGCCCGGUUGGAGUAAGGACACGCAGAAAUCACAAGGGGCUGAUUUGCUUUUUGAAGCAGAGCCGGCCAUGUAAUGCCCCUGUGUCAAACCGAACUCUCACAUCCUCCGACAUGGAAUCUCUCCAAGAGGACGCAAACACUGCGUUUCCACAUUCACCUCAGAGGGAAAGAUAAACCUGCUUCUGAUGAUGUUUUGCAAAGGCUUGAGGUUUUUUGAGAGUCAAUGAUGUCACUGGCACAUAAGGAAGGAUUUACUGUGCAGAUAGUUUGAACAUGUUAUGGUGAUCUCUUAAAUUAAUCUUAAGUCAGUAAGUAAGUUUUCACUAAUGCAUGAUCAUAACAGUUUUGUAUAACAUGCUAUCAGCUUGUAUGACUUGUGGUCCCUCAUUGAAACCUCAAAGUGCAUUAAUUUUUUACAUACAAUAAGCAUUUUUAAACGAACAAGCCACUCAGAAAUGUUAGUCCACUUUUUUACGGUUUACGUUUAUGAUGACUUGUGCCGUUUUGUUUUAUUUUGGUAUAUUUUUACCUAUCGCCAGUCUCAUUUUUGCAUUCCUGUGCAUUACCAUGAUUGUGAGAUGAUUAGGUAGUGAAACUUUAAGGUCAGAUUUGAAGGAACCAUUAACAGUAUUCAUAAUAAACCAGUGUUUCAGUUGCUUGACAAAUGAUUGCCAAUCUUGAUGCAUUUUGACUGAUUGUUAUAUUUUAGUCACAGAAAGAAAGGAAAAGAUGUUUAAUUACUGCUGCCAGUCUUUCCUGGACAACAGUAGAAGUCCUUGCUGCUGACUUAAAUGUUUGUUGUUUGUUAGAUAGCUUUGAAUCAGUCAUGGAAUGCAGGACUAAUGCUCUAAAGAAGAAACCUUUAAUCAAACAUGCACACAGCAGUUGUUUUGGCGCUAGUUUCUUUUUCAUUCAGCCACAUCUCAGCACAGUGGUUCUAAAGUCUUUGCAGUCAGAUGACUUCAACUAGUUUGUUGUGGUUUUUGUAGUACAUUUUCCUCAGACUUACUCAUAUAUUGGUGCUUAAAUACUUUUGUGUACUGUUCAAAUAAAACACAGACACGCACAAAUGCACACCUUUUAAAGAACUGUAAAACAAAUGGUGAAAUGGUAAUCUGUGUUGGCUUGGACACUAUACACAGGACUGAUAAUGCAUUAGGAUCAAUAUAUGCAAACAUAUUCAUAUUAAUGGAAAGUGAUGUUGAAGUUGUCUACGCAUUGAUAUUUGUAAUAGAGUAUUACUAUUACUCAGUAAUGAUCUUUUUGAAAGGCAAAAUACAUUUUCAGGUUAAUCAUUUUUGGCAAUCUACAGGUUACACUGGUUAGUUGUCUUCAGUACUAUUAACCCAUCACCACAGAGGCUGCUAAACAUUUUCAACUAAUGCUGUAAUAUUUCAAAUGGAUUUUAUAUUACAACAGUACAUUUGUAAUGCUGACUUUCUUGUAAUUAUAAAUAUCUUGAUGUCCUAUAACCAGGCUCACGUAAUGUGCGAGUAUGGUUUAGGCUGCAGAUCCAGUAACUAACAAAUUUGUUAGACUACCUGUCAUUAAAAAUCAUAAAUAUUUUAGAAAUCUCUUAAAAAUGUGUUUAAAAAUAUAAAAAAUAUAUAUAAUGUUUGUUUAUUAGGCAAAUACAAACUAAAUUCAUGUUUUUUGUAUCCAAAUUUAAGCUGGCACACUGGACUUCUCUAAGAAGUCAGAAAUUAAUGGAGCAUAACGUUAAACCACUAACACUAAUUUUUCUGUACAAGGUAUGUAAGCAUAUAACCCUAAUCUGGAAUCUUAAUCCAGAAAUACUUACUUUUUAUUACUGUUUUUUUCUGUUUUGGGUAAAACUGUAAAUUGGAAAAUUCAUGGACAACAACAGUGAUUAUAUUUUAGUAUUAAAAAUAUUAUUUACAUAAGGUAGUCGUAUAUACUGGUGGAUUAACCGGUACAGAAGCAUAAGAAAAUGAUUUUGGUAAUGACCAAUACUGUUAAUUUAGGGCAGCUGUGACAUAGACCUGACACCAGGUGGUAGUCUAAUAAAUUUGUUAAGCUUUCUUCCAACAGAAUAUUUCCUGUUUAAGCCUCAGAUAAGAAGCUGUAACAAACCUCAUACCGCCUUUUGUUUAUUAUCAUUUUGCAUGAAGUCUUUUACAUUGUACCUGCAAAGUUGCAUCACUUAAAACAUACAAAACAAUUUCUGUAUCAGUAGAAAACUAUACUUAGUUCAGGUUUUGAAAGAUUAGUCCACCAAAUGUUAACUUAAAUAACACAUACUCAAAAAACUAAAAGAAAAGGCAUUGCAUUAAGCUAAAACGAACUUUCUUUGGGAUUCAUGAUCAAAUGUGUGUUGAGGUUGCAGUUAUGUAGAAUGGUUUAAUAUGCAGGUUUAGGUUUUGUUUCAUUGGGAAAGCUGGUAGUUAUCUGCCACAUUACAUAUGUGUGUUUAUUUCUUUUGCAGAUUCUAUCAGUGUCUUUUUUUAUGGCUAAAUGAGUAAAUGGCACCAUGUCUGGAUAGAGUUUGUUUUAGCAACUCUUUUACCACAGUGUUAGCUUAACUUUGUGAGAAUGUUUUUGUUUGCUCUUUUUUGGGGGGUUGGGUAUUUGGUUGUAAAAGAUUUAAGCUAUUUUUUUAAUUGUCUAAAAUGUAUAACAUAAAAUCUGGUAAACUAAACAUGUAGAAGGAAAUAAACCCUCUAGUUCUAUGGUUGCUUGUCAUUAAAUCAUAUCCAUGUUA